CCAGCCCUCCGCGGCGCGCAGCCCCGACGGGGCCGCGGCGGGCGCCUGGCGAGUGCUGACGGAGCCAUGAGAGAGUACAAAGUGGUGGUGCUGGGCUCGGGCGGCGUGGGCAAGUCCGCGCUCACCGUGCAGUUCGUGACGGGCUCCUUCAUCGAGAAGUACGACCCCACCAUCGAGGACUUCUACCGCAAGGAGAUCGAGGUGGACUCGUCGCCGUCGGUGCUGGAGAUCCUGGACACGGCGGGCACCGAGCAGUUCGCGUCCAUGCGGGACCUGUACAUCAAGAACGGCCAGGGCUUCAUCCUCGUCUACAGCCUCGUCAACCAGCAGAGCUUCCAGGACAUCAAGCCCAUGCGGGACCAGAUCAUCCGCGUGAAGCGGUACGAGCGCGUGCCCAUGAUCCUGGUGGGCAACAAGGUGGACCUGGAAGGCGAGCGCGAGGUCUCGUACGGCGAGGGCAAGGCCCUGGCCGAGGAGUGGAGCUGCCCCUUCAUGGAGACGUCGGCCAAAAACAAAGCCUCGGUGGACGAGCUGUUCGCCGAGAUCGUGCGGCAGAUGAACUACGCGGCGCAGCCCAACGGCGACGAGGGCUGCUGCUCGGCCUGCGUGAUCCUCUGAGGCGCCGCGGCCGCCACGCGCCCCCCACCCCGGGCCGCGCUCCGCGCACAAAAGCCAAACGCACCGACUCUGCCCGUGGGAUUUCUCGUCCGGCU
Messenger RNA from Lepus europaeus (European hare), 713 nucleotides. RefSeq names its product RAP2B, member of RAS oncogene family (gene RAP2B). Lineage: Eukaryota; Metazoa; Chordata; Mammalia; Lagomorpha; Leporidae. Gene Ontology annotation, biological process: negative regulation of cell migration; Rap protein signal transduction. Gene Ontology annotation, cellular component: plasma membrane. The transcript has a single exon. The coding region runs from base 67 to 618 and encodes 183 amino acids. Gene Ontology annotation, molecular function: GDP binding; GTP binding; GTPase activity. The record is from RefSeq and is a predicted model, not a curated record.